UAUUAGUACAUUACAAAUAGUUUUAACUGGAUUCUUCCCCAUUCUUAUCAACAUUACUAGUCAAUAAAUGUGUCAAUGUUUUCAAUAGUUUCACCUUGUAGCUGAUAUGAAAGAUGUUACAAGUUGAGAUUUGUCCCCUUGAAGAACAAUGGGGUGUGCGGUUUCUGUCUACGUGGUUGGAAAAAAGAAGAAUAAGAAGAGUGCUAUCCCUGAGGUCAGCAUAUUUGCCCCGUCAAUGCGAGUUCCUGUUCAAUGUGAUCUACAGAGUACACUCAAGGGUGUGAUUCCUAACGAUCUUGCUGAUAGACUAACUUCUAUAAGGAACCAGAUUGUGCUGAUCGCAUAAGAUACAAAUGUUUCUGCUAUUGAUGAAUUACAACAAGCGCUCGAGGAGUAUUUGCCUCUUCUUGUUGGCCUCACUAGAAAAGAAUUCGGGCUUCAAGAAUUGAUUGGAUUUAAGUGGAGGAACUUGGAAAAUGGGCAAGAGGAAAUAUCUGUAGCAAACUCCUGGUUUGAACUACUGUCUGUCCUCCACAUGAUGGCAAUGUUAACAUUAGUAGAGGCAAAUAUGAAGUUGAUACCGAAAGACAGUCACAUGACUGAACGGGUUGUAUCCGGAGAUUGCAUGAGGGAUGUGGUUGAUUUGCUGCUGAAAGCAGCAGGUUAUUUGGAUUUCUGUGUCCAAGAUGUUCUUGUCCACCUACCUCCUGAUGUUAAGAACAGGUUACCUAAAGAUCUGCAUCAGGGUAUUCUUGAAGCCACCUCAAACCAAGCACUAGCCCAGGGAACCGAAAUUCAAUUAGGUUUGGCUCUUGAAAGUCAGAAUGCGACUUUAUCAGUGAAGAGGAGACUGGCUUGUGAAGCAGUAAGCUACUAUGGCCAGCUCUUUCUUUGCUUGUCUGGAGAUAAUAAUUUCCAUGGAACAGCGAAAAAGCAUAUGUCGUUCAUCAAAUGGAAGUACCUCGAAGCAAAGGCGACUUACUACUACCAUGGUAUAAUCGUUGACAAGGGCACAGAACCUUCCUGCCACGUCAGUGCAGUACUUUGUUUCCUCGCAGCUGAAGAACUACUUGCAGAGAGUAAAAAGGCCUCCUUAAGUUUUUGCCUUGCAGAACCUGUCACCAGAACUCCUCCAGCAUGGGGUGUUAUGAAACAUUUGAACAAAAAAGUCCCCGAAACUGCUGCCAAGAAGUCUCAGAUGUAUGGCUACCUUUUGGACCAAGAAAAAGAUCUUCAAGUACUGCCAGAUCUUCCAGAAUUCCAGUUGUCGCUCAAACCUGACGACUAUACAUUGCCAGAAGCAGAUUCAACAUGGAAUAGUGAAAAGUGGGAUAUUCCUGGACAAAGCCUCAAAGAACAUCUCAAAGAUUGUGAAGACGGGGUGGAAACUGAAUUAUACAUUCGGCAUUAAUGUUGUCUUGUCUUCAAAUAUUUGUACAUUUUCUUAGCUAUAGAAGUGUUGUGCGGAUCUGCUUGCAAGGCUCAAAUAACUUGAAUCUGCUUAAAGACAAUGUCAAUUAAGAGAUAGUAUAUCGCGGAUGCCCAUUCUUUGGAACAUCAAUACAAGAAGAUUGACAUGCGAUCAAUCCUCUUACGUAUUAUGCACUAAAAGGUUAGGAUGCGUUAAUUCCGGUUUCUAUUUCCUUUUCAGAAAUGGCGCUUUGUUUAUCACUCCAUGGAUUGUUAGCCAUAAGAAAUUAAUGUUCUGGUCUGUAGUUUCCAUGGACCUUGUCUAAAUCAACAAGUUCCGUUUUGCCA
Lycium ferocissimum is the source of this 1758-nucleotide messenger RNA. RefSeq lists its product as uncharacterized. Lineage: Eukaryota; Viridiplantae; Streptophyta; Magnoliopsida; Solanales; Solanaceae. The record is from RefSeq and is a predicted model, not a curated record.